AUGUCGAAUGUCACUGAGAUGCACAGAGUAAUUGAUCUCCCAACAUCACUUCAUAUCUCUGUUUGCGUUACUGCAGUCCUAGUAAACAGUUUUGUACCGGCGGUCAUUUGGAAAGAUCCUAAGAAAUGUUUGAGAACCCGUUCUGCCAUGCUUAUAACCAGUUUGAUGAUCUCCGAUCUUUUUGCUGCAGUGGUCAACAUUACACGCACUGUUUAUGAAAUUUGGCUGGAAGGACGUCUUCAAAGUAGGCCAAUAGCAAUUGUUUUGAUCAUUGGUAGUUACGACGCCUUAAUGAUAUCGUUUGUCACUAUUUUUCUUAUAUCUGUUGAACAUUUACUGGCUAUAACACAUCCUAUCAAGUUGAAAAUCCUUGUCACGAAGAAACGGAUAUCAGUAAUUAUUAUUUCAACCUGGCUAGGUUGUACCACCAUCCUCGUUUGUGCAUAUCAUCUACCUGGAUACAAUAACGAGCUUUUCCAAACGAUUACAGCAUGCAGUGUUUUGCUAUUUAUUGCCUUACCAACGAUCUACGCUCGAGCUUUCUUUUCCUUGGGACAACAGUCGAAAGCAAUGAAGGCGGUUCAGGAUGGUUGUUCAUACAAAUCUGGGAAGAAAAGAAUAGCACAGCAGCGAAACUUUCUUUUAACUUCUGCUGUCCUGAUUUUGACUUAUCUAAUGACUUGCGCACCGUUUAUUUUUCAUCAUUAUUUGAAAACAUCUCAAAAUGCGAACUAUAAUAUGCGUAGAGAUAAUGAUAGCACAGGCGCCUUUUUAUGGAUUAUUCUUUAUGUCAAUCUAUUCUUGGAUCCUUUUCUUUAUUGCUUAAGGAUUCCUCAGUAUAGGAAAUCUUGCAUAGCGUUCAUAUGUAAAGGCAGAGAGCAGAAUUAG
Molecule: messenger RNA, 888 nt
Organism: Paramuricea clavata
Lineage: Eukaryota; Metazoa; Cnidaria; Anthozoa; Malacalcyonacea; Plexauridae
Source: the annotation of a GenBank genome assembly